AUGCCGUCCCACCUUAGACUCCAAGUUCAGUUCGAGCCAUUCGCAGCAAACAUUACUCGUCAAACAUCCCCGACAUCACCACCAGCCAAGAAGCAAAGGAUGUCUCUUACUCAGACUUACUACGUUGCCUCCACGGCCAGGUCUAAGCUUGGUCGUGAGGCUGGUCGGGCAGACCACAACCUUCGACGACUCGUCGGACACGCCAACCUUCUCGACAACUUGAUGGCCGAGCUCCAAGAUGCUGAGCGAGCACAGGAGGCUUGGUUCCACCAGUCCGUCUCCAAGGCCAACAAGACCGAGGAGCCCAAGCACAUCACCUGGGUUGACCAAGUCGACACGAUCAUGGAGGAGGACGAGGAGGAAGACUCCGACAGCGACUCGGAUGCCGAGUACGAAAUUGACGACGAUGCUGAGAUCUUCAACAUUCCCGUCGGCAGGGCCAAGCAACCACCGGUUGAGCUCGAGUCAGCAAUUGUCGAGGAUGACAGCGACUACGACGAGGAGGAGGACGAGGGUCUUGCGUUGCGACGAUCACCAUCAAGGCACUCUCCACCUGAGCUUGUUGACGACGAUGAGAGCGAGUCGGAGGAUGAGAUGCCAUCAUCACCAGAGUCGCAAGAGUUCCAACUCGACGAAAAGACGCGACAAGCCAUCACGACAACAGCUUUCUACGACACGAAGACGCAACGAGGUCUUGAAGACUACAUCAUGCAACAUGCACAACAACAGCAGGCACCGCUCAUCGCUGCCUACUGA
Baudoinia panamericana UAMH 10762 is the source of this 756-nucleotide messenger RNA. RefSeq lists its product as uncharacterized. The transcript has a single exon. The coding region runs from base 1 to 756 and encodes 251 amino acids. The record is from RefSeq and is a predicted model, not a curated record. Lineage: Eukaryota; Fungi; Ascomycota; Dothideomycetes; Mycosphaerellales; Teratosphaeriaceae.